AUCUCGGGUAAGUGUAACAUGUGAGCAUUACUAGGCAUUUCGUCCUGCGGGACUGCAGUCUUUGCUCUUCAGACUGUUGCUCAGUUGGAAUGCUUCCGUGGGGUCCCUCCUGAGGUUCAACAGAUAUUUCUUAGGGACCUACUCGAUGGGGAUGUCAGUGGCGUUUUUGCAAGAUCAUCUGAGGAACACGAAGGCUUCUGAAAUCUACUGAAAAAAUAACUAGCAGUUUUCACGGUGGAAAGAAACUGUACUGGCACAGAGACGGAUGAUUGAAUAAAGUAGUUGGCUCCAGGAAGAUGCACAGUCUGCUGUUUUUUCCUCUGAAUGAAGACUGUUUAAUGGAAGCUGUGCUCCUGUGGCGAUCAGAGGAAACACUAGAAUGAUAAACUACAGGGUUUUUGUUUGUCAAGAAAAACCUGAAGCUCGGAUGCCCUGAUUCCUUCGCAGCCUCCGUGUUCUGCUGGGAUUCUCCUCCAACACCAUUUUUGUCUGGUGCCGGUGCCCUUUUGCUGGAGCAGCCACAGACAGCUGCCUGAUGGAGAAGGAAUAAAUGCUCUGCUCUUCUUAUGCUGCCGAUGGGAAUAAAGCUAUCUGUGUUUCUCCUGUUGUAUGGGAAAUCUGGAUUAAUCAGGCAGUAUUCUAGUACCAAGGGUCCUAUUGUCUCCUGUGGUCUGACUCAUCACAUGUAAAUGUACUGCAGCUUUGCUAUUAAUGCAGAGUGGUUUUUUGUUGUUGUUGUUUUUUCUUUUCCCAAAUACUGAAAGAAUUGUCAACCUCUGAGCUUCAUUUUCGGAAUUUGUGCUGAACCCUCAGUCUGGUUUUUUGGUUUGUUUGGCUUUUUGUAUUUUGUUUUUUGGAUAGUGUUAAGCCAGUGAAGCUGAAGAAAUGAAGACCAAUUAAAAGUAGAAACAGAAUAGUGAGAUUUGAUUUUUCAUUUUCACUUGUAAGCAGUCCAGCUCCUGGUAGCUAUAUGACCUUGCAGGCGAGAGUGGGUCUGCUGCGAUCGCCUCUGUCCCGGCAGUUGUCUCUCAUUUCAUUCUGCAUCGUGUGCUGUUGUGUCACCAGAACAAUGCUCAUUCUGUGCAAGUGAUCUCUGAGACAGAGCAAUCUGACCGUUUUGGUAGGGGGGAAAUAUUUUUAAGUGAGCCUGUACUAGACUCAGUUUUAGUUAUUGACACAUUGAUCUUUUAAUGAGUGAGGUAACCUAGUAGAAAAAGAAUAGAAUUUUGUUAUUUUUAGGAAUUUACAGGCUCAUGUAGCCAUAAUUUUAAACUUCAGUUUUUCUGAUAGUACUUCCUAACUUUAGAAAACCAGCUGCGCUGUUCAGAGAAUGUUUGUAAGUGUUGUACAGAAGGGAAGGAAAAAUUGCUUGAGCUCCUCCAGCUGGGACUUUGAUCAAAUAGCUUGGAAUUUAGAGUUUUAAAAGAGCGAAUGAGUCGUGUAUGUAUUGUUGUUUUGGAGGAGGUAGAAGAUGAAUCUCCUCCAUUCAUUUCUAAAUUGCCACAGGAAAGUAAAUGUCUACAUCCUCCACCUGGGAAUGUAUUGCCAUCACUGGUGCAAGCUAUAUUUAAUGGAGAUCCUGAUGAAGUUCGAGCACUAAUAUUUAAGAAAGAAGAUGUUAACUUUCAGGACAGUGAAAAGAGAACCCCACUGCAUGCUGCUGCCUAUCUUGGAGAUGCAGAAAUCAUUGAACUGCUCAUUUUAUCUGGAGCUAGAGUUAAUGCCAAAGACAGCAAAUGGUUGACACCUUUACACAGAGCAGUUGCAUCUUGUAGUGAGGAAGCAGUUCAGGUACUUUUGAAGCAUUCUGCAGAUGUUAAUGCACGAGACAAAAAUUGGCAAACCCCUUUACACAUAGCUGCUGCUAAUAAAGCUGUCAAGUGUGCUGAAGCUCUGGUCCCCCUCCUGAGUAACGUGAAUGUGUCUGACCGGGCUGGGAGAACUGCACUGCACCAUGCAGCUUUCAGUGGGCAUGGCGAGAUGGUCAAAUUACUUUUGUCUAGAGGUGCCAAUAUUAAUGCCUUUGACAAGAAAGAUAGACGUGCUAUCCAUUGGGCAGCAUAUAUGGGUCACAUUGAUGUGGUGAAACUACUUGUGGCACAUGGAGCUGAAGUGACGUGCAAGGAUAAGAAGUCGUACACACCUCUUCACGCAGCAGCCUCCAGUGGGAUGAUCAGUGUGGUCAAGUACCUUCUAGAUCUUGGAGUUGAUAUGAAUGAACCAAAUGCGUAUGGAAAUACACCUCUUCAUGUAGCCUGUUAUAAUGGACAAGAUGUUGUAGUGAAUGAACUCAUAGAUUGUGGUGCUAAUGUAAAUCAAAAGAAUGAAAAAGGGUUUACUCCCUUACACUUUGCUGCUGCAUCAACUCAUGGAGCACUGUGUUUAGAGCUUCUGGUUGGCAAUGGUGCCGACGUCAAUAUGAAGAGUAAAGAUGGGAAAACCCCACUGCACAUGACUGCCCUCCACGGUAGAUUCUCCAGAUCACAAACCAUUAUCCAGAGUGGAGCUGUAAUUGACUGUGAGGAUAAGAAUGGAAACACCCCUUUGCACAUAGCAGCACGGUAUGGCCAUGAGCUACUCAUCAACACUCUGAUUACAAGUGGUGCUGACACUGCAAAGCGCGGCAUACAUGGAAUGUUCCCCCUCCAUUUGGCAGCCUUAAGUGGUUUUUCAGAUUGCUGCAGGAAACUUCUUUCUUCAGGGUUUGAUCUAGACACUCCGGAUGAUUUUGGCAGGACCUGUCUGCACGCAGCUGCAGCUGGAGGGAAUUUGGAGUGCCUAAACCUUCUGCUGAAUACUGGUGCCGACUUCAACAAAAAGGACAAAUUUGGGAGAUCUCCACUGCAUUACGCUGCUGCCAAUUGCAAUUACCAGUGCCUGUUUGCUCUUGUGGGAUCAGGAGCGAGUGUGAAUGACCUUGAUGAGAGAGGCUGCACACCCCUGCACUACGCAGCCACGUCAGACACGGAUGGCAAGUGCCUGGAAUACUUACUAAGAAAUGAUGCAAAUCCAGGGAUCCGGGACAAGCAAGGAUACAAUGCGGUUCAUUACUCAGCUGCUUAUGGUCACCGUCUGUGUCUUCAGCUGAUUGCAAGUGAAACUCCUUUAGAUGUUUUAAUGGAAACCUCUGGGACAGAUAUGCUAAGUGAUUCAGAUAACCGAGCAACAAUAAGCCCAUUACAUUUGGCUGCCUAUCACGGUCACCAUCAAGCACUGGAGGUGCUAGUGCAAUCUUUGUUAGAUCUUGAUGUGAGAAAUAGUAGUGGAAGAACACCCUUAGAUCUGGCAGCAUUUAAGGGUCAUGUGGAAUGUGUGGAUGUGCUCAUUAAUCAGGGAGCCUCCAUCUUAGUGAAGGAUUACAUUUUGAAGAGAACACCUAUACAUGCAGCAGCAACAAAUGGUCACUCGGAAUGCUUACGGCUGUUAAUAGGAAAUGCAGAACCACAGAAUGCGGUAGAUAUUCAAGAUGGAAAUGGACAGACGCCUCUGAUGCUGUCUGUUCUCAACGGGCACACGGACUGUGUCUACUCACUGCUGAACAAGGGAGCAAACGUGGAUGCCAAAGACAAGUGGGGAAGGACGGCCCUGCACAGGGGGGCGGUUACGGGUCAUGAAGAAUGUGUGGAUGCGUUGCUGCAGCAUGGUGCUAAGUGCUUGCUCCGGGAUAGCAGAGGUCGAACUCCCAUACACUUGUCCGCGGCCUGUGGACACAUUGGGGUCCUUGGCGCCCUGCUGCAGUCGGCAGCAUCCAUGGACGCAAACCCAGCCCUCGCAGACAAUCAUGGCUACACCGCGCUUCACUGGGCUUGCUACAAUGGUCAUGAGACAUGUGUAGAACUUCUUUUAGAACAGGAAGUUUUCCAGAAAACAGAAGGAAAUGCUUUCAGUCCAUUGCAUUGUGCUGUAAUCAAUGACAACGAAGGUGCUGCUGAGAUGUUGAUUGAUACGUUAGGCGCCAGCAUUGUGAACACGACAGAUUCCAAAGGAAGAACUCCUCUGCAUGCGGCCGCCUUCACAGACCAUGUUGAGUGUUUACAGCUGCUGCUCAGCCACAAUGCUCAAGUCAACUCUGUGGACUCUUCUGGAAAAACACCUCUCAUGAUGGCCGCAGAAAACGGACAAACAAAUACCGUUGAGAUGCUGGUCAGCAGUGCUAGUGCAGAUCUGACUUUACAAGAUAACAGUAAAAACACCGCCCUGCAUUUGGCUUGCAGCAAGGGUCAUGAAACUAGUGCCUUGUUAAUAUUGGAAAAGAUAACAGAUAGAAACCUCAUCAAUGCAACCAAUGCAGCCUUGCAAACACCUCUGCAUGUUGCUGCCCGAAAUGGGCUAACAAUGGUGGUUCAGGAACUUUUGGGGAAAGGAGCAAGUGUGCUUGCAGUAGAUGAAAAUGGUUACACCCCAGCCUUGGCCUGUGCUCCCAAUAAGGAUGUGGCCGAUUGCCUGGCUCUCAUCUUGGCCACAAUGAUGCCUGUCUCAUCAAGCAGCCCUUUAUCAUCCCUGACAUUCAAUGCCAUUAACCGUUACACCAACACCUCAAAAACUGUCAGCUUUGAAGCUUUGCCCAUCAUGAGGAAUGAACCCAGCUCCUACUGCAGUUUUAACAACAUCGGCGGGGACCAGGAGUACUUAUACACUGACGUGGACGAGCUCAAUGACUCCGACUCUGAGACCUACUGAGAGGCUGAGCCUGAGGUCGAAGGAGGAAGUUCUGACACUAACGCUUCAAACUGUGCUUUUUCAGGAAAAAGGCACUUUCUCAUUCACAUACAAAUCCACCUGAGAAGAACGAUCGCACAGUGAGUGAAUGUAAGAGAUGGCAUGACAUUAAGAAGAAUUUUAAAGGCAAGUUUUGCAAAAGGAACUUCUAGAAUCUUGAAAUAGACUUGACCAGAGGAAAACAUGAUGUCAGAUUGCUCUGUGGAAGUGUUUAAUUUGGUUUUGCAGUGCCCGGAGUAAUUUGGGACACUGUGUACCCUAACCUGCUCACACAAGCCAACGCUGUUGUAAAAAGAGGGAUAAAGACACUAGAUUCAAAUUUUACCAAUAAAAUUACAGCUACAUUUAAAGGCAAUAAAAGUUUGGUACAGUGGGCAUUGUGUGCACAGCAAAUUGCCAAAGGACCAAAUAAUUCAAAGGUUCUUUCAGUAGAAUGCCAUUUUGUGGAAACUGGGGUAGGUGAAAUAUGAGACAUUAUCUAAACUUUAAUAUUUCAGAAAAUGAAGCUGAGAUUUGAUUUUAAGUGUUGAUUUUUUUAAAUAAAACAUCUGAAAGAAAGCUUUCCAAUACUGUAUUAAACCAUGAAAGAAAGCAGAUGUAUUUUUACAUGUUUUUCUUUUACAUAAAAAUUUUAAAAUUCCAAUUUUUAUAAUGUUAGAAUUGAAAACCAGCUGACUGGGUGUAGUAAGGGUGGAAAUACACAUGACAUAGACAUGCGGUGGGGUAGGGGCUAUCGCCCAGUUUUGAAUGGUUUGCAUUUAAAAUUGAACUAUUUUUGUUUAAAAAUGUAAAGAAUUUCCUAGGGAAAAAAAUCCAUGAAGUCAAAUGAUUGUUCCGCCCUGUUGCAGCGAAAUGGCCCUGGGGAGCGGAAGCUUCAGCCUUACCCUUGGAUACACCUGUGUCACUCAGCGUCACUUCUGUGCCUCCACAAUGGGUUGGGGGAUUUUUGUUGCUGUCAUUUAUUUUGAUCUUUGAGUUUUGAAAAAGUAAAGAAUCAGAAGGGAACCAAAUCCAUUACGCUCAUAAAGUAAGCAUCACUGGGUCUCGUGGAAGGCAUUUCUGUAUUGGACAAGAUUAAAACACUAAAGCCGUCAGGUCCUGCAGCGUGUUCUAGUAACCUGUCACUACUGGGAGACAGAAGAAACCGCCCGCCAAAUGGAAGACGACCUUUCAAAUAACAGAGAGAAGGCCAGUGUCUAGGCUUUUAAAUAACAGUUGAUGCGAUUCUGCUGUUACUGUAAACUCACUUUCCCAGUGAAUAUGAUUUUGCAUAUGUCAGGGGUCUUGAACAGGUCUGGGUAAAAGUUCCAUAGAUUGCAGCAAAAAGAUAUCCAAUUUCAUUUUAUCUUUUUUGUAUUGUGAAACUGGAAACUUUAUGACAUUGUAAAUUAUCAGCUGGUUUUUCUGAAUAUAAAGUGUGAAAACACAGAACAGUAUUUUGAUCUAUUUGAUAAUUUUGUGGGUUUUUUGAAGAAUUAAUGAGCAUGUACAUAGAAAUAGUGACUGCUUGAAUACUGUAUUUACUUGCACUCUUUCAGUACAUCAAGAUUCCUGUAUAUUUUAGAGUAUAAUAAAACACAGAUGUGAGUUGUAUUUAA
Lepus europaeus (European hare) is the source of this 6317-nucleotide messenger RNA. It is a transcript of the gene ANKRD28, whose product is annotated as ankyrin repeat domain 28. Gene Ontology annotation, biological process: protein localization to ciliary inversin compartment. Gene Ontology annotation, molecular function: protein binding. Lineage: Eukaryota; Metazoa; Chordata; Mammalia; Lagomorpha; Leporidae. The transcript is spliced from 28 exons. The record is from RefSeq and is a predicted model, not a curated record. Gene Ontology annotation, cellular component: ciliary inversin compartment. Bases 1432 to 4680 code for a protein of 1082 amino acids.